AAUUUUAUCUGAUAAUGGCUUGUAAAUCAUUCUUCUCCACCUUCAAAGCUCUUCUCCACUUCUUCUCUCUAAUUCUCCAUAGAAGACUGAGGAACCCACCAAGUUCUCUUCACAGAAAGGUGAGCUCUUUGAAAUUCCAGAGAUUCCCUUCUCUUGCUCGUAACAGGUCAGAUGAGCUUUCAAACCAAACCAUAAUCUUUGAUGUAGAGGGAGCAUUACUGAGAUCUUCAUCUUUGUUUCCUUACUUCAUGCUUGUGGCUUUUGAAGCUGGAGGACUCUUGAGGGCACUUGUUCUUCUCCUCUUUUAUCCCUUUAUGUAUUUCAUGGUUAGUGAAGAGAUGGGUCUUAACCUUAUGGUCAUGGUUUGCUUUUUGGGGAUUAAAAGAGAAAGCUUUAGAGUUGGGAGAACUGUGUUGCCUAAGUUUUUCUUGGAAGAUGUAGGGCUUGAAGGUUUUGAAGUGCUUAUGAGAUUUGGGAGAAAAGUUGGUAUUAGUUGUUUGCCUACAGUGAUGGUUGAGGGGUUCUUGAGAGAUUAUUUAGGGGUUGACUGUAUUGUGGGGAGAGAAUUGAAGGUAUUUCAUGGAUAUUGUUUGGGUUUAAUGGAGGAAAAAAAUAUGAUUAAUGGUGGAGUUUUGGAGGUUUUGGAAAACCAAACUGAAAUGGGUUGUGAUGUUGUGGUCUUUGGGAGCUUCAACAACAAAUGUUAUGAUCAUCAUAAGCUGUUUUCUUAUUGCAAGAAGGAAAAUGUCUACUUGGUGAGUGAAACAGAGAAGAGGAACUGGCAUGAGCUACCAAAGGUUCAAUACCCUAAACCACUAAUCUUCCAUGAUGGUAGAUUGGCUUUCAAGCCCACCCCACUUGCAACACUAGCCAUGUUUAUUUGGGUCCCGUUUGGCUUCUUCCUUGCUAUCUUCAGAUCCCUCGUUGCCAUACUGUUGCCCUACAAGAUUAUGAUCCCAAUAUUAACCUUCAGUGGGAUGAGGCUCCAAUUAUCCUCUUCCACUCCCAUUACUUCAACUGUCACAUCCAAACAAGACCCAAAGGUAAAGGGCCUUCUCUACGUGUGCAACCACAGAACACUCCUGGACCCACUUUACCUUUCAGUUGCCAUGAGGAAGCCUCUCACUGCAGUCACAUAUAGCCUGAGUAGGGUAUCCGAGGUAUUAUCACCAAUCAGAACCGUUCGAUUAACUAGAGAUAGAGAUCAAGAUGCGAAGAUGAUGGAGAAGAUGUUAUUGGAAGGAGAUCUUGUGGUGUGCCCUGAGGGGACCACUUGUAGGGAACCCUAUCUUCUGAGGUUUAGUCCUUUAUUUGCAGAGAUGAGUGAUGAGAUAGUUCCAGUGGCCAUGGAUGUGCAGGUCACCAUGUUCUAUGGUACAACAGCAAGUGGGUUUAAAUGCUUGGACCCACUCUUCUUCCUGAUGAACCCAUGUCCCACUUACCAAGUCCAGUUUCUUGAAAAGGUAUCUGGAUCGUCCACGUGUCAUGAUGGAGCUGAAUCAAUUAGCAGGUUUGAUGUAGCCAAUCAUGUACAGAAGGAACUGGGUCGAGUGUUGGGGUUUGAGUGCACGAAGCUUACAAGGAAGGACAAGUAUAUGAUAUUAGCUGGUAACGAAGGGAAUGUUACUUCAUCACCAAAACAUAAAAUCAUUUGAUAAGAUAA
Messenger RNA from Telopea speciosissima, 1663 nucleotides. RefSeq names its product probable glycerol-3-phosphate acyltransferase 3. Gene Ontology annotation, molecular function: phosphatase activity; glycerol-3-phosphate 2-O-acyltransferase activity. Lineage: Eukaryota; Viridiplantae; Streptophyta; Magnoliopsida; Proteales; Proteaceae. The transcript has 2 exons. The record is from RefSeq and is a predicted model, not a curated record. Bases 15 to 1655 code for a protein of 546 amino acids. Gene Ontology annotation, cellular component: membrane. Gene Ontology annotation, biological process: cutin biosynthetic process.